GCGCCUAGCGCCGCGCGGUAAAAUAAACGCUGGGUGGGCUCCGCGCUUCGUCGGAGGGUUUCGGUGUUUAAAACAGGUCUCUGAAAAUGUUCAGCAGCCCCCGAGGAACCCCCGGCUCGGGCCGGCGGCCGGGACCGAGAACCGGCGGCAGGAAGAGUCUGAGCGGAACGAGCCUGCUGUUUUCACCCAGGAGGGGUUCACACACAGCGGGCAGGGGGACUCCCACCCGAGUUCAGAACUAUGCUACGGUGGACUCUGUUCAUUUCGACGUGCAGACGUUUGGGUCGUCUCUGCCGGUUAAAGUGAUGGAAGCCCUUACAACGGCAGAAGCUGAUGAUCAGAUCUCUGUGAAGGUGGAGGAAUCUGGCUGGGCCUGGAUGGUGUGUGGAGAGAGGCUGAUCAUCUGGAAGAUCUGUCAGACUCCAGUUGCGAAGCUGUCUGUGUGUAAGGAGCUCCAGUUGGCCCCCAGUGAGUACGCGUACAGUGCUGACCUCAUCUCCAUCAGCUCCUCUGCCCCACUGGAGUCAGCCUCUGUACAGUCGGUGUACGUGUUGGCAGUGUCUCCAGAAGGUUUGGCCCGGUUCUGGCCAAGUCUUGCCCAUGAGGGGUCGUACACGGAGACGCCCACUGACCUGGGAGGACUGUGUAACUACGUCACUGCGGUCAGGGGUGGGAGCUUUGUAGUCUCCUCAUACCGUGGGCAGCUGUUGCGUGUGUGCCCGGAUGGUUCUGGAAAGCUCCUCCAGAGGCCGCUGCAGCAGGGGCAGGGAAUGCUGUCUGGAAUCGGUCGCCGCGUCUCCAGCCUGUUUGGCAUCCGUGGACCUCCAGCCGACACAACAGUGCACAGUGUGUUGUGGGUUAGGGACUCAGGUUGUCUCUACACUCUCAGUACCUGCGGGCUGAGCAAGUGGGAGGUCGGGGACAGUGCGGAGGUUCAGGUCCUGAGCUGGAAUGCCUGUCCGAGUCUCGCCGACAGCGUCGCAGACGCCAUCUGGGGCUCGGAGAGUAACUACGCUGAGAUGAAGGAGGGGGUGAACGUGUCCUAUCUGGACAUGCAGCUCAGCCAUGCUGGUUUGGUGGUUCUAGCUGCAGCGUGGCAUCCUGCUGAUACGCCCUGUUUGGCCUAUUUCUGCCUGGUGACACUGCCAGAUUCUGCUGGACCUGCCUCAAGUGAGCUCUCUGUAGAGGUCACUAAAUACAACCCCCCCUUUCAGAGUGAGGAGGAGCUUCAUAAGACCCGGUUGGUGUUGCCGUUGGCGACCAGUCCUGCAGCGUAUCUUUAUAAUGAAGAGCUGGUGUUUGCCUGCACCACUGGAACCGGACGCAGCGGACUUCCUGAAGAAAAACUGGCCUUCAGCUCUCCUGGCGACCGUAUCCGUGGCGGUGGCGUGUGUGCCAACCUGCCCGUGUUUUUCUCCCAGAAUAACGGCCUGGUGGCUGUGGUGGCCCGAGAGAGCGCCUCCAUCCUGCCUGAGAACAUGGAGGAGUCCCUCUGCACCUCAGUGGCUGGACCUGGACCGGAGGGGACUCCAUUGGAGACACCACCCAAAAUGGACACAGUGGCACAAGAAGACAAAACCAAACUGCUAAAACAAGCAUUCCUGCAGUUCUGCAGACAUGAUCUGAUUGGGGCCCAGAACAUGACUGACGAGCUUUUCCCCACUGAGGGAGAAGCAGGGGCAGGGGAGCUGGACGCCGUGGUGACGCAGAUCGACCUCGACCUGGUGGAUGAUUAUCCUGCGUCUGACCCUCGCUGGGCCGAGUCUGUGCCUGAUGAAAGCGCAGGAUUCACUCUGACCUCUCUGAUACUGCUGCACCAGCUGGAGGACAAAAUGAAAGCUCACCACUGCUUCAUGGACUUCCUGCUGCAGACUGGGCUUCUGGACCGCCUCUCUUCAGCCUCGGUGCGGUCGUCUUCCAUGGCGACGCGGCUGUUGCUGUGUGAACAUGCAGAGAAGUUGUCAGCAGCUGUGGUUUUGAAGAACCACCACGCCAAGCAGCCGGAGCUGGUGAACUCCGCCAUCCUCACAGCGCUGAAGAAGAGCGGAAAUGAUGUACCGGUCAGCCUUACACCCGCUGACGUCUUCUUCAGAGAGGUGUCUCAGAUUUCCUCAAUCUUCGAGUGUUUGCUGGAUGAGGAGGAGAAAUGUCUGAAGGAGAAUCCUGUUGGCUCUGUAAAAUGGGCUGAGGUCGUGCUAAACGUCAACACCAUCAUCAAGGACAUGCUGCAAGCAGCUGUGCAGUACAGAGAGACCAAAGCCUCCCUUUACAGAGCAGCAGAGAACGCUGCCCCGGAGCCAGAGUACAUUCCAUGGACAGCCUCAGGUGGAGUCGGUGGGGUGCGUACAGUCAUCGCGAGGCAGCAUGAGGUCAUUCUGCGGACGGUUUACCCUCACGCUGACUCUGGCCUCCGCAACUCCCUCAACGAACAGCUGGUGGCACUGUUGGACCUGCUGCUGGGCAGCUACGUAGCCCAGCUCACCUCACUGCGUCGCCCAGGGCAGCAGGAUCGCUAUGACGCUCUGGAGAUGGAGUACACGCAGCGCCGCUCCGAGCUGCUCACUCCACUGCUGGAGCUGGGUCAGUAUCAGUGGGUGGCGGCUCUGGCUGAGAAGUUCUGUGAUUUUGACAUCCUGGUGCAGAUGUGCGAACAGACGGACAAUCAGAGUCGUCUGCAGCAUUAUAUGACCAAAUUCGCUGACCAGAACUUUGCAGAUUUUCUCUUCCGCUGGUACAUGGAGAAAGGGAAGCGGGGGAAGUUGCUCUCUCAGCCAAUCGCACAGCACCAGCAGCUGGCCAGCUUUCUGCAGGCCCAUCAACACCUCAGCUGGCUUCAUCACAUCCAAAUACAGGACUUUCAGAGUGCCCACAGAACCCUGUACAGCCAGGCCAACGCAGAGGCGCGAUACUUCAGCAAGAAGAAAACACUGCUGGCCCUCAGCAAGCUCACAGCUCUGGCCUCUGACAUGCCAGAACCGCUGCAGCACAAACAGCUCGACGAUAUUGUGGAGCAGGAACGUUUCCUCCUUCAUCAGGAGACUCUACCCAAACAGCUGCUGGAGGAGAAACAACAGAAUCCAGACACCAUGCCUUUACUGAGCGCACACAACCUCAUUAAUUUGUAUAUAUGUGAAGAUAACCGUGGAGCCAAUGAGUACGACUUCAAGAAAGCCCUCGACCUGCUGGAGUACAUAGACGAGGAAGAUGCUGUUGAUAUUGAGGCUCUGAAGCGUGAGAUUUUCAGCAGAGCACUGAAGAAAGACUGGAAAGAGAACUGGUCAGCAUCAGAUGGUACUGAUGACCCUCUAGAAGCAGCCAAAGACAGCAUCUUCGUUAAAAUUCUCCAGAAGCUCAUUCAAGAAGGUGUUCCUCUGCAGUCGUAUCUGCCGGACGUGAAGGAUCUGCUGCAAGUGGAGGAGCUGGACUGCCUCAAAUCCAAGCCCUUCUUCGAGUUCCUGCUCAGAGCAAAUUACGAGCACUACCUCCAGUCUCAGAUCUGACCUCCGGCUUCACACCAUCCCACCCACUUCACACCAGGCCACCUGUUUGUAUAGGACUUCACUGUUUUUCUACUGUUUAUUUGGCCUCCCUGUGAGUUCUUUCAAUAAAUGCUUUAUUUCUGUA
This is a messenger RNA of Colossoma macropomum (tambaqui), 3624 nucleotides long. It is a transcript of the gene nup133, whose product is annotated as nucleoporin 133. Gene Ontology annotation, molecular function: structural constituent of nuclear pore; protein binding. Gene Ontology annotation, biological process: poly(A)+ mRNA export from nucleus; protein import into nucleus; transcription-dependent tethering of RNA polymerase II gene DNA at nuclear periphery. The transcript is spliced from 26 exons. Lineage: Eukaryota; Metazoa; Chordata; Actinopteri; Characiformes; Serrasalmidae. The record is from RefSeq and is a predicted model, not a curated record. Gene Ontology annotation, cellular component: nuclear pore outer ring. Bases 87 to 3500 code for a protein of 1137 amino acids.